AUGGCGACACGUAAAGUAAACGUCGAAUUCUGUCCCAUGAGCGCCAAAGGCAUUGAAGAAUGGAAAACCACAACCGAACUACCCGAGGACUUAUUCGGACCCUUGAGCCUGCAAGAAACACCCGCCCACAGAGCGCGCCUCAUCCCAGCAGUCCAAUCAAUGCUAUCGGCCUACCAAAAUGAGUGCAACGCGAAGAUCGAGGCUUCAAAUUCGACAUGCGUGAGCUGCAAUGCCAAAGCUGCUGCCGCAUUGUUCAGGGCCCUAUCGCACCUGCAUCUGACGGCAGAAGAGGAGGGCAAGGAUGGCCCACGCAUCCGCACCUACGUGAUUCCGCUUUGCAAGAAGCCCGAUUGUCGCCGCAUAGCUACGGCCGGCAAUGAGCGUAUUAUGGACCGCACUCUUGCACAGCAGAUGACACAGAUGACGCUGGGGAAACAGUGUCCAUGUGGUAUUUGUGUGGGGACCAAGGCGUGCCAAAUGUAG
Messenger RNA from Pyrenophora tritici-repentis Pt-1C-BFP, 483 nucleotides. RefSeq lists its product as uncharacterized. NCBI's taxonomy places the organism in Eukaryota, Fungi, Ascomycota, Dothideomycetes, Pleosporales, Pleosporaceae. The record is from RefSeq and is a predicted model, not a curated record.